Molecule: messenger RNA, 7569 nt
Organism: Histoplasma capsulatum G186AR
Lineage: Eukaryota; Fungi; Ascomycota; Eurotiomycetes; Onygenales; Ajellomycetaceae
Product: ubiquitin carboxyl-terminal hydrolase
Exons: 12
Coding region: 1-7569 (2522 amino acids)
Biological process (GO): protein deubiquitination
Cellular component (GO): cytosol; nucleus
Molecular function (GO): cysteine-type deubiquitinase activity; cysteine-type endopeptidase activity
Source: RefSeq, a predicted model, not a curated record
AUGGCAGCUUCCCCGCUAGAUAGCUCCAGCACCCCACACCCUGCUGCCGUAGCUGUUGAUCCUCCAGGCUCCCCGAAUGAUCCCAUGGAAGAUACAUAUACCCAAGCUACCCGGAAACGCCCUCGUCUUGACAGUGGGAAUCAUUCAAACGAAUCCAUGACCAUGUCGGUUCCCUCCCCAAGCUCUGACAGCGGUCAUUACGGCAACGAUCAGCUUCUUAGCGGUGGGAGCCUUGUCCCUCCUGCGGCUACGUCAGUUCCAGACCCGGAAACACCCAACCCACAACGUCCCUCCAGCAGAGUAACGAUCAAUAUGAAAUCUCCCACUCUCCAUGAUGACUCUGCCUCUCAUACCGUUGAAGAAACUCCAGCAGUGUCGGACCAGCUGCAAUCAGAGCAAUCGGAGCAGCAGGAGCAACAUGAACAACAUGAACAAUUCCAGAUGUCUCCAGAUCUGACAUCCCAUGCCCAAACUGCAAUAUCCAUCACUUCGUCCCCGUCGCGCAGUCCCGAAAUCGAGGUCGCUGAGGUGGAAGACAUGGAUCAAGAUCCCAGCACAUCCAACUGGAGAUCAUUAGAGGAUGCCCUCAGGGAAGAACCUGAUCUUGUGCACAUGCAUGACGAGGUUUCCCUGGCAGAAUCCUUCCCACGACUCAGGCAGGAUUGUGACGUACGGGAAGCCAUAGAAGAGAUAGCGAAUUAUUUCGAGAGAGGUCAUCCCCACGAUAUCACAUUCUUUAUAUCGGUUAAGAGCUGGCUUGAGCUCUGUGUGAAUAACCUAAAUAGCAUCUCCUAUGAUACCGUCGCUGAAGAUCGGGACGUGUGGGAGGAGGUUCCAAUGCUUAUGGAAAGUGUUCUACGGCGGCAUGUCGACUUUCAACCCGACGAGGGAGACGGUCCUUGGAAAUGCUUGGAAGAUUUCUCCGUGGCAUUUGGACGCCUCUCCAUCCAUAUGGUUCGCCUUGAUAUUCUAACACUAGAACAUUAUCCGAACGAUGCAGACUCUGCGCCAGAUCUACUAUCAAAAGUUUAUUUGCCGGCGUUGGGAUGGAUCCUGCAACUCCACACGAUUCCAUUUUACAAGCUGAUGGAACGAACCUAUGGCGCCGAGAUUAUUAACUUGGUGGCUCGUGUCAACGACCAACUUACUGCCGGUCCUGCCAAUCUCGUAAAACAUCUGUCAGAGUUUGCGCCUUUGCUUCUCAAGGCUCUUCAGCCGUGGCCACAGUUCUCAGGCGCUUUCGUAUCUCUCCUGACUAUCGCUCACAACGUUGUCGAAUCGGGAAUGGAACGGAAACGGUAUCAUGCAGCCGAUGAGUUAAUUGCAACAGCAGAACUUAUUGAUGCCGUGGAAUCUGUAUAUACGUGCCUUCGCUCCAUUGAUGCCGAGUAUCAAUCUUACAUUUCGAAGAAGUCUUCUUGGGUUACCAAUGAUAGCAGCGAGUCUGUUCUCCGUUACAUCGGCUACUCCUACCAUAACAUUGCUGUUUUGAAUAGUCAGCUGGCAGUGCAGAUGACGCGCGAUCUUGGCGUUGAUGUUCCGGAAAAUGCCAAACAGGAAGAAUAUCCUUCCAUCAUCCACCUAGGUUGGAAGUUCCAAGUCUUAAAGAGGCAUAUCACAGAGGGUCGAAUGGAGCUCCGCGUCUAUGGAAUGGAGACUAUGCAGGCUGAUCUUGUCAGUGUCUGGCGACAACAUAUACAAGGAAACCCUGCCGGCGUUAACUAUCCAAUUAUCCAGUAUCUUGUGAAAUUCCUGAGGGACAACAAGAUCGUGGAGUACAUUGUCGGUGUGGAUUCGCAUCCCCAGUUGAUUAGCCGAAGUGGAAACGUAGUUGGGUUCCUUGUUGUAACGUCCACAUACGCGGACAACGACACCGAUAUUAUUUGGAACACGGUGACUGAAAGCCAGGACCCGAGAACCGUGGCGGAGGUUUUGGGAAUGCUAACUCGGACAUUUAUAAUGCACCAAUCCGGGUCAAAUGCUUUGAUUUAUCUGUGCACAAAACUCAUCGAAUUGCCGUUAAACCGCUUCGAUGCACGGAUGCUCGAAUACAGCGACUGUCUAUUAAAUGCUGUGAGGGAUAAGCAUUCUGAGAGAAUGCGCUCGCAGCCUUAUGAUCAUCUGCAUGUAGAUGUGGUCCCCUGCCGUCUGUGUGUUCGCCUGAUUCGUGACGCCACAUCUAUCAGCGAGUUUUCCAUUGAGCAAAAAACAAACUUGCAAAAGUUUGCCAGCAAACAGCUUUCACAUCUACUGACUCUUGGCAUGGACGACAACGAUAAAAUGGAAAUGUACAAGAAGUGCAUCGACGAUAUAUCCGAAAUGAACGAGUUCGUGGUUGGUAGCAUUCAAGCCCUGAAUGCUCUUAUUCAUCCUUAUGAUAAUCUAGACAUUCGACGACUGGCGCUGGACUUUGAUUUCACUCGAUUGAUUAUCACAGAACUUGCACAUACUUUCGACACUGUCUCAACCGACUUCUCUGACCCUAUGGCGAGAAAUUCCCUUCGACCGCGAAUUCAGAUGCUGCUUCGAAUUAUCGAAAAAGUGCCGGAAACUAUUACUCCAGAACUCAGCGAAAUUCUCUGGAGCCGCGUAUUUAUGUCCAAAAAAAUUGGUGAAUGUGGCCGAAGCUUGGCUUGGGAAAUACUCCCCAAAGCGACAUCUCGAGCUCUAAAGCGAAACCCAUUCCUCGAAUGCUACCUCAACGUAUAUCUUCCUCGAAUCUCUCCUGAAGACUAUACCCUGGAUAUUUUAGCAUUUGCGGAGCAGGCAGUGAGUUACGAAAUCCGUUUUGAUCUUCCACCAGACGUGAAUGAAAAUGAAAUUAUUACUAUCCCUGGCAUGGAUCGAUUAUGGCAUUUUAUUCUCACAGCACCCCCUGGAACAAUCGAAAUGAAAGCCACCAACUUCGCGAUAGACGUUUACCUUGAUCAUGAAUUGAUUCGCACAGCCCCACGCUCCGCAGCAGAGGCUACGCAUGUCGCAUUGGUUGAUCGCUGCGUUAGUCAACUCACAGCGGCGGCCUCAAAGUGCAAAGCGUUCACUGACGGUUCCACGAGCGGCGAGGAUGAACCUAUGGUCAUCGUCCCGUCUGACGGGGAGGUACGAGCUGAAGAACUACGAUUCACUCGUUCGCUUCUGUUCCUACGCCAACUACUUCAGGGACUGCGAAUGCGGCCACAAUACACUCCGCUCCAAGUUAGCCCCCCGGAGUCUAUUCUCAGAGAAGAUGAGAUAAUUGGUGAACCCAUCGAACUCUCGUACCAAGCCUUCAGUGGAAAUUCUCAAACCAAGAUCCGCACUCUCAAGAUCGGAGAUCUUUCCACUGCAUCCGAGCUGGCUGAGAAACUAACCAGACUCACCGGUUUUACGAGUUUCUCUAGUUUUAGUUGUGGACAGCGACUAGAUCUUACUGCCCAUGCUUUUCAGACUUUGCGAGACAUGAAGCUCGCGGGUUCAGGACUACUUAUGAUUCGAAAAAAUCCAGACGCUUUCGAGGCGUCAGUGGGCGGACGACGUCAGUCGUUGACUUUGGUUGACUCGGAGGUUUUGAAGCAUUUCGAUGAUUUGUAUGAUUUGUUGAGUCUAGAAGAGAAGUUAUCGAAAGAGAUAUUUGACUUUUUAGUUGUCUUCCCGCCCCAACAGCGCGUUCGAGAUUUUGUCAAAUCCAAAGAAAUUUCGGAACCGGAGAUGUUCCCUUUGGAGAAGCCAUACAAGCUUCUAUACUCAAUAAAAGCUCUCAUUACAUGUAUAAGCGAAGAAAUUUUAGAAAUGGGUGAUGGUUUAGAAGACAGCCCGCUGAAAUUACUUUUUGCACGAAAUUUCGUGGAAUGUCUUUUGUUUGCUUUGACGGCCAAAUCGAUGCCAGAAGACUCCGAACAGUAUUUCUCCAAUCCGUUGGACCUAGCCACUCGACUUUUGUCUUUUAUUUCCCUCUGCCGAAAUCUUACUUCCAAACACCUCUCAGAAAUCUCUAUACAGAAACUAAUAUCCAAUUCCUUCGCUGUCAUAAUCGAAGCCUCCAUGCAUGAUAGUCGCGUUUGGGAUGCGGUCGAACAAAGUACUCAAAUCAAGGAUCUAAUCUUCACGCUGCUUCUCAGUGAAUCGAGGCAAGGUAUUCGCAAAAGUGUUGCGGAAAUUAUAUUCGCCACCUGUGGUACUACCCCAUCUCAGAAACGGGCUUGGAAGGCCAGCAGCCAGGUGAAGGGAGGGGCGGUUGCAGUUGUAGGAAGACUCCCUUCCGCUACGACGAUCCAUAUUGUUGCAACGUUAUGGAAACAUAUUUCUGCACUUUUCCCGGAUACUCUUGAAUAUGCGCAGUCCUCUCAGGAGUUUUUCGAGGUUGCACUUACUGUUUUUCAGACUGUUGCCAACUUAUCUCCUGAAGACUUGAUCUACGGGGAGUAUCUUAGGAAAUGGGGAGAUAUACUUCUUAGCCAUCGCACGAAUGAGUUCGUUGGUCGAGAGCCUGUCGAUUACAUCGUUCUGGGAUUCACACACCUCUUGAAAAUGUGCCUAGAGCUUUCCCACGCCACACCUGGCACCAUGGACACAAGGAUCUGCCAGAUUCUAACUGAGAGUAGUAACCUCAUGGAGAAGCUCUUCACCACCUACCUAUUUCCCGAGCUCUCCGAGCCCACUGAGACUAAGGUUAUCCAGUCUAGUAUUCCUGUCAUGCACAAUACCACGAGACAAGAGAUUUAUAAUAUCCUCUUGCUCCUGUGCGAGGACCAAGCAAACUGUGAGAGAAUGCUAACUUUACUUGAUGAUGUCAUCCCAUACGAUUAUACCCACGAACCAAAUUGGAUUUUCGACCGAUAUAAAACUAUCCGUUCUCCGGAAGGCUAUGCUGGUUUGAAAAAUCUGUCGAAUACCUGCUACCUGAAUUCUCUCUUUACGCAGUUAUUCAUGAACAUUGACUUCCGAAAAUUUAUGAUUGAAGUCCAUGUUUCCGACGUAGAUUCAACUCAAAAACUGCUUGCAGAGACAAAGAAGGUCUUCGCUUACAUGCAAAAUACAUGGCAGAAAAGCGUUGACACUCAGGAAGCCGUGGAUACGAUCCGAACAUAUGAUAAUGAGCCUAUCGAUAUCAAUGUCCAGAUGGAUGUAGAUGAGUUCUACAAUCUAUUAUUCGAUCGGUGGGAGGGUCAGAUCCUGUCAACGGAGGAUAAGAAGCUUUUCAGAUCUUUCUAUGGCGGUCAGCUUGUGCAGCAGAUUAAGUCAAAGGAGUGCCCUCACAUCUCGGAGCGCCUUGAGCCUUUCUCUGCGAUACAAUGCGAUAUUAAAGGGAAAGCUGGACUUGAGGAUAGUUUGCGCGCGUAUGUGGAAGGGGAGGUAAUGCAAGGAGAUAAUAAAUACUCGUGCACUUCGUGUGGACGCCAUGUUGAUGCAGUCAAGAGGGCUUGCUUGAAGGAUCUCCCGGAUAACUUAAUAUUCCAUCUCAAGCGCUUCGAUUUCGAUGUCAUCUCGAUGAUACGCAGUAAAAUUAACGAUGAAUUCCAGUUCCCGGAACGUCUUGAUAUGACCCCUUACACGGUUGAGUAUCUAAGCAACCCCGGAACCCCAAUCGUCCCCGACAUCUUUGAGCUGGUUGGCGUUCUUGUGCAUAGCGGCACUGCCGAAUCUGGCCACUAUUAUUCGUACAUCAGAGAGCGCCCCACAGCAGCAGACCCCAGUGCAUGGGUGGAAUUCAACGACUCCGACGUUAGCAGAUUUGAUCCUUCCAAGAUCCCUGAUCAAUGUUUCGGAGGCAUGAAUGACCCAAUUCACAGCGCAAACAUUGGCCCAGUUAGGUUUAACAAAGUCUGGAAUGCUUACAUGCUAUUUUACCAACGGGUGAGUAGUAUGGAGAGGGCCAAAUCUGUUUACGAGGCAUCGCUCGGCGAUGCACCAGUCAGUGUCCCACUUCCCAUGCAGCUUGGAAACCACAUCGCCUUAGAGAACGAAAUUUUCAUCCGGACCUACUGCCUGUUAGACCCAUACCAUGCGUACUUCAUCCGUGCACUACUAGAACAAUCAAGAAAAUUUUCCACCACGGAAGAAUCUGGGUUCAGUAAAAUCCAAAAACCGGCCAUAUGCCUCGCCCUCGACAAUUUGGAUCAGAUCAUCUCGAGGUCUAAAGAAUUGCCCGAAUUUGAAAAUAUCAUCAUCGAGUUGGGGAGAAGUGUCAAUGAAAGUAAUGAGGGCGCCAUGGCAGUGCUCGGUUGGACUGUAGUUCGACCGUUAGGUAUUCGAGACCUCCUUUUGAAGAGUCCCAAUAACGUUGUCCGUGACGGAUUCUGUCGACUUUUGAUCGCUGCCAUCGCACGGUUACAGUCGUCUCUAGAGGAUGAAUCUCUGGACCAUGACGAACUAGCUCGCUGCAGAAACGACUAUGAGAUGAUGGUUGAGAAUAUUGUUACGUCGCUUGAUGAGCUGUGGGGUUGCCUACACGUAUAUUCGCGGGCCUGGGACGAUUAUUUCGGGCUGCUCCUCGGACUUGCUAAUUUUGGCGCGUUCCCUGUUCAGGUCAUGCUUGAACAUGGCUUUUUGUUGAAAUGCCUGGAAAUGGUUUGGCUUGAUAGGGAGGAUAGCAAACGGCUGAAACGGCAAUAUGGAAACUAUUUCCGGCUUGUUGAAAAAGGCCGCAAAUAUUCACACUCCAAGCUUGUGGAGGUCCUCUAUAUUUUGAUGACGCACAUCGACUUCACAUUAACACCGUCAGUCGACAAUAGCUGCCGGGACUGCAAUAUGGGCAAAUAUUCUCUUACCAGGGCGGAAGCGGAGCUGGUCCGACCCGUUGGAAGGAACAAGGAUCUGAUUUUCUUGAGGAAAAUCCUAGAGCAACAAGCUAAUCCACCAGUUUCACGGAAGAUAGUGAGCGUUUUUCUAGCCGCUGAUCCUGAAUAUGGUCUAACGGACAGUAUCUGCAAAGUUCUAGAGGAAGGGUUACGGGCUUCCCCAGCCUACCUCUGUGUCCCUUUCCUCGACGCUACAUUAGUUUUCUGCCAGAUGUCAUCAGAUGGGGACCGGAUCACCAACCUCAUCGACUACGUGUCCAAAGGCAUAGACUCCAUCAAUGACAGUGGGGGUUGCGAGCAUCUAGCCUUUUUCCAGUCGCUGGUAAAAGUCAAAAACGAAAAAGCCAAAAAGGAUGAGUACUGGUUCUGGAGCUCAGUGGUCGACCGGAUACCUGACUGGGCGCCGACACUUCUUCAUUACCCAGAGAGGGCAGUCAGAAACGGCGUGUUGGAUUUCCUGCGGCAACUUCUCUUCUCGAAGGAAUAUGAGGAUAUCAGUGAUGAUUUUCGCCAAUUUUACAGGAAAAUCGGCAGGGAUUUGGCGCAGGCAUCUGUGGAUAAGUUGCGAAGGACGUACCUUUCAACUGCAGACGCGCAGCCUCCUGAAGUCAAGUCGAUGGAGACGAUUUCGCUCGUGAUCAUGCAUUGCACAGAGGUCUAUUUUGAUGAGCGUGACAGCGACGACGCGGAUUUCAUCCAACAGGCUACAAGUUCUGACUUCCCUUCAGAUGGUUGGGAUGAUAAUUCAAUGAUGGGAAGCGAUUCUGAUGUUGGUCUGACCGGGUCGCCGUGA